UUCAUUCGGCCCUUCCUUUAGAUCGGAGUGUGUAGUGAAUCGCAGCGAGAAGUCAAACGAGAGAAAAAUGGCAGGUUACUUAAAAGCCAUCAGCUCUCUGACUAGAUCUGCCGCCGCUUUGUCCAAAAACCCUGCCAUUCUCGCGCCUGCAACUUGCCAGAGCUUGCAACAGAGGAACUAUGCUGACAAACGAAUCAAAGUGGCCAAUCCUGUGGUGGAGAUGGAUGGAGAUGAGAUGACCAGGAUUAUCUGGGAGUUCAUCAAAGAGAAGCUCAUCCUGUCAAACGUGGAUGUGGAGCUGAAAUAUUACGACCUUGGCCUUCCUUACCGCGAUCAGACCGACGACCAGGUCACCAUCGACUCUGCCUUAGCCACCAAGAAAUACCACGUCGCAGUGAAAUGUGCCACUAUCACUCCGGAUGAAGCCAGGGUCGAAGAAUUCAAAUUGAAGAAGAUGUGGAAGAGCCCUAAUGGAACCAUCAGGAACAUUCUCGGCGGUACUGUCUUCCGUGAGCCAAUCAUCUGCAAGAACAUUCCCAGGCUUGUUCCUGGUUGGACGCAGCCCAUCACGAUUGGCAGACAUGCUUUUGGUGACCAGUACAGGGCAACAGACUUCGUUGUGGACCAGCCAGGCAAAUUUAAGAUCAUUUUUACUCCUGCUGAUGGAAGCAAAGCCAAGGAGUGGGAAGUGUAUGAUUUCCCAGGUGGUGGCUGUGGAAUGGGAAUGUACAACACUGAUGAGUCCAUCACUGGGUUUGCUCACAGCUGCUUCCAGUAUGCCAUUCAGAAGAAAUGGCCCCUCUACAUGAGCACCAAGAACACCAUCCUGAAGGCCUACGAUGGCCGAUUCAAGGACAUCUUCCAGGACAUCUUUGAGAAGAACUACAAGCCAGAGUUUGACAAGCUGAAGAUCUGGUAUGAGCACAGACUUAUUGAUGACAUGGUAGCCCAGGUCCUGAAGUCCUCCGGUGCCUUUGUGUGGGCCUGCAAGAACUACGACGGAGAUGUCCAGUCUGACAUCCUGGCUCAGGGUUUUGGCUCGCUGGGGCUGAUGACCUCUGUGUUGGUGUGUCCUGACGGAAAGACCAUCGAGGCUGAGGCAGCCCAUGGCACUGUCACUAGACACUACCGUGAACACCAGAAGGGAAGGCCAACCAGCACCAAUCCCAUUGCUAGCAUCUUUGCCUGGACCAGGGGGCUGGAACACCGUGGCAAAUUGGAUGGAACUCCUGACCUCAUUAAGUUCUCCCAGACUCUGGAGCGUGUGUGUGUGGAGACAGUGGAGAGUGGGGUGAUGACCAAGGAUUUGGCUGGCUGCAUUCAUGGUCUAGCCAAUGUCAAGCUCAACGAGCAUUACGUUAACACCACCGACUUCUUAGAUGCCAUCAGGAAGAAUCUGGACAAAGCCCUGGGCAAAUGAAGGACUGAAGACUGAGUCUCUCAUUUUUUUGUACCUCAUUUUUAAAUUAAAGGUCAUGAUAACCACAAGCAUCAUGUAUGAAGGGAGAAGUCUAAAAACCUAGUGAAGUCUGUAGCAUGUUUUUAGCAAUCCUGUUGUUGGUGCCAUCAAAAUAGACUCCCAUCACCCACCUUUCCCCAACAACUCCAAGGUUCUAUUUUUGUAAGAUGAAGUACUGUAUGUCCUAUAAUAUAUAUUACCAUACAAAAACAAAUGGAAAAAAAAAAAAAAAAGAAUGCAAGGGCCAUUUUGAGAACC
Molecule: messenger RNA, 1717 nt
Organism: Chanos chanos (milkfish)
Lineage: Eukaryota; Metazoa; Chordata; Actinopteri; Gonorynchiformes; Chanidae
Gene: idh2
Product: isocitrate dehydrogenase (NADP(+)) 2
Exons: 11
Coding region: 68-1420 (450 amino acids)
Biological process (GO): isocitrate metabolic process; NADP+ metabolic process
Cellular component (GO): mitochondrion
Molecular function (GO): NAD binding; isocitrate dehydrogenase (NADP+) activity; magnesium ion binding
Source: RefSeq, a predicted model, not a curated record